Molecule: messenger RNA, 923 nt
Organism: Drosophila ananassae
Lineage: Eukaryota; Metazoa; Arthropoda; Insecta; Diptera; Drosophilidae
Exons: 2
Coding region: 191-571 (126 amino acids)
Source: RefSeq, a predicted model, not a curated record
AGAGACAAAUUCAGUAUAUUUUCUACCAUUGACCAAACCGUACGUAAUUUCAUAGAAAAAAAGCCAAAAUUAAAAACCAAAACAAAAACACUUCAUACGAGCAAAUAGUUUUUCGAUAGAAAAGCGCUCCAUUUUGCACGAAAGGAAAUUAUUUUCAAAUUUAAAAAGCGAUUCAACUGCGACUUAUCCAAUGCUUUCGGACUUGAGCUUAGAAUUGGUUAUGGCGGACUAUUCCAAAUAUCUGGUCACAUUGACCGAGCAACUGGGACUAGCCCAAGGAACCUUCAAUGGGCUACGUCCUUCGCAGAAGGCUGUGAUGUAUGUGGGAGCUGCCACUGUGGCGUGUGUGAUGGUGGGCCUGACUGUCAAGUCGCUGCGCGGACGCAAGCGCAAGGAGCCGAAGAAGCGUCGCACCAUCGAUCUCCUAGAUGGGGCUGAUGGUCUAAUGACUGGACGCGGCGAUGGUUCUGUCGGAGAUUCGAAGGACGAUAGCUGGAUAUCGCAGGACUCGCUCGAUUUGUCCGGGGAAGUCUCGGAAGGAGACUCGUUAUUUUCGUCCACGGUCUACUAAGGACGUCGUCCACCAACAAUCGAUCAUCGAUAGCCGUCAAUCGAUAAUCGACCAUCACCAAUCGAUAAUCGAUAGCUGUUAAUCGAUAAUCGAUCAGAAUGACAUUAGCACACCCCUUAACACACGCACGCAUACCACAGCACAGCACAGCACAGCUCACCUCACAGGAACAGCACUGUACGGCCUGACCCCAAAAUAAUUUGUAUCCCCCCUUUUGUAUAUAUUAUAUAUACAUAUAUAGCCCACAUAUAUAUGUAUAUAUAUAUAUAGUUAUUGUUUAAUGCGUUUCUCGAGUUGUCAAAUAUAUUUUAUAAUUUUAUGGUGGCCGCUUCAGACAGCGGUCUUUGGUGAA